UCUUAUCCACAUCCGCAACGUAGGAGAGGAUCGAAGUUUCAUCUUAGAGACACAACAUAGCAUUACACACCACAAAUAUGCAAAAGCAGUAACCAGAGAAAAAUGGCUUGUGUCUUUUCUGCAUGUUCAGGUUCUGCUUCUCUUUUUCAAGGCACAAAUUUCUUCCCCUUUGCAACCAAAGGGUCUUCUCUGCACCUCAAAAGAUCACUCUCUGCCAAAUGUGUAGCUUCUCUGGGAACUGAGAUAUCAGUGCCUCCAGCAGUUGAUACUUUCUGGCAGUGGCUCAAGGAAGAGGGUGUUGUCUCCAGCAAAACACCAGUGAAGCCUGGUGUGGUGGCAGAAGGCUUAGGACUGGUUGCACUCAAAGACAUUUCUAGGAAUGAGGUUGUCUUACAGGUGCCCAAGAGGCUGUGGAUUAACCCUGAUGCCGUGGCAGCUUCAGAGAUUGGGAAAGUGUGUAGUGGAUUGAAGCCUUGGUUGGCUGUUGCGUUGUUUCUGGUAAGAGAAAGGUCAAAGGAUGAUUCUCUUUGGAAGCACUACUUCAGUAUUCUGCCCAAGGAAACUGACUCUACAAUUUACUGGUCAGAGGAGGAGCUCUCUGAACUAAAAGGGACUCAACUUCUGAAUUCAACACUGAGUGUUAAAGAGUAUGUGAAGAGCGAAUUUAGGAGGCUGGAAGAAGAAAUUAUACUCCCUAAUAGGAAGCUUUUCCCUUCUCCUAUUACAAUUGAUGACUUCUUCUGGGCAUUUGGAAUUCUAAGAUCAAGGGCAUUUUCUCGCCUUCGCAAUGAAAAUCUAGUUGUGAUUCCAUUAGCUGACUUUAUAAACCAUAGUGCCAGAGUAACUACAGAAGAUCAUGCUUAUGAAAUUAAAGGAGCAGCAGGUCUUUUCUCCUGGGAUUACUUAUUUUCCGUAAGGAGUCCCCUUUCUCUCAAGGCUGGUGACCAGGUGUAUAUCCAAUAUGAUUUGAAUAAAAGCAAUGCCGAGCUGGCUCUGGACUACGGUUUCAUUGAACCAAAUGCAGACCGGAAUGCAUAUACCUUGACACUGCAGAUAUCUGAGUCAGACUCCUUUUUUGGUGAUAAAUUAGACAUUGCUGAGUCCAAUGGUUUUGGUGAGACAGCAUACUUUGACAUCUUCUACAACCGCCCACUUCCACCGGGGCUGCUUCCAUAUCUGAGACUACUAGCUCUAGGGGGCACUGAUGCUUUCCUUUUAGAGUCAAUAUUUAGAAAUUCCAUUUGGGGUCAUCUUGAAUUGCCUGUGAGCCGUGACAAUGAGGAGCUAAUAUGCAGAGUGAUUAGAGAGACCUGCAAAACUGCCCUUGCUGGUUAUCAUACAACCAUUGAAGAGGAUCAAAAGUUGAAAGAAGCUAAGCUAGAUUCAAGGCUUGCUAUAGCAGUGGGAAUUAGAGAAGGGGAGAAGCAGCUCCUGCAGCAAAUUGACGAGAUCUUUAAGGAGAAAGAAUUGGAAUUGGCCCAGUUAGAAUAUUAUCAGGAAAGGAGGCUCAAGGACCUUGGACUUUGCGGGGAAAGUGGUGAUAUCCUUGGGGACCUUGGAAAAUUCUUUUAGGAGGAAGAAGCAGAAGCAUUAGCAGCAGUUAAGGACAAGCUUUUGUCUACGUUUCCAAAGGACGAGAAAACCUAAACUCUUAGUAAAUCACAGAAGAAGGCUUCCAAGACCAAUCUAUGGCAUGCAUCCAGUUUAUCUUUGAAGAGGAUCAUAAUCAAGUUUUUUGACUCGCCCCCGUUUAUUACUUUGAUUGUUUGUGUAGGAAGAUGCAAUGAACUUUUAGAAUGCCUAAUCUGAAUUAAAGACCGCAACAUGAACAAUUGUUAUAUAACUAUACUGAACUCAAAUUUGGAUAAAUAAAUAAAUUAAGGGUGAAAUUGAAGAUA
Molecule: messenger RNA, 1898 nt
Organism: Vigna umbellata (rice bean)
Lineage: Eukaryota; Viridiplantae; Streptophyta; Magnoliopsida; Fabales; Fabaceae
Gene: LSMT-L
Product: Rubisco methyltransferase family protein
Biological process (GO): peptidyl-lysine monomethylation
Cellular component (GO): chloroplast
Molecular function (GO): protein-lysine N-methyltransferase activity; protein binding; [ribulose-bisphosphate carboxylase]-lysine N-methyltransferase activity
Source: RefSeq, a predicted model, not a curated record